Molecule: messenger RNA, 1244 nt
Organism: Halteromyces radiatus
Lineage: Eukaryota; Fungi; Mucoromycota; Mucoromycetes; Mucorales; Cunninghamellaceae
Exons: 2
Coding region: 85-1209 (374 amino acids)
Biological process (GO): secondary metabolic process
Cellular component (GO): cytoplasm; cytosol
Molecular function (GO): carboxy-lyase activity; hydrolase activity
Source: RefSeq, a predicted model, not a curated record
UUUUUUUUUUUACCUUUCGUUCACACGACCUUCUUUUUUUCUUUACCUUUGAGCCUUUUUUCUACUUAUCACCAUAACACAACAAUGACUAUAGACAAUCAAUGUGUAGUGGAUAUUCAUACACACGUGUACGUACCAAGUUACCUUCAACUUCUUCGUGAAAGAACUCAAGUUCCUCGUAUUUUACCACCUUUGGAUCCUGAAGACGAGUCAUCCUUGGAAAGACUUGUCAUUCUCCCUGGUGAAGACAAGGAUGCAAGCACAGCGAAUGGACGACCAGUGACUUUAGGUUUCUCUCAUAUAGGUGAGAAGCUCAAAUUUAUGGAUCAACAUGGAAUAGAUAUCUCGGUGAUCAGUUUGGCAAAUCCUUGGUUGGAUUUUUUACCCGAUACUCAGGCAACAUAUGAUAUGGCUAGAAAUAUCAACAACGAGAUCCAAUUCAUGUGUGAUCAAUCGCCAACAAGGUUAUAUUCUUUCGGUGUACUUCCAUUGAACAGUGUGAAAGCAUCCAUAGAUGAAGUGCAACGUAUUUCUACUAGUCUCAAGUCUAUGCGUGGUGUUAUUAUGGGGACUCAUGGUUGUGGUGGUAAAGGACUAGAUUUUCCAGAGUUGAUUCCUUUGUUUCAAACGAUUGCUGACAAUGAUCAAUUUAUAUUUUUACAUCCUCAUUAUGGUAUACCCAUCAACAAGGAAGAUGAUUCUUUACAAACAUCCGGCAAUAACAAAGGACAUGCUUUACAAUUGGCACUUGGAUUUCCUAUGGAGACGACCAUUGCAGUGACACGUUUGAUCUUAUCUGGUAUUUUCGAUAAAAUCCCUCAUCUCAAGCUCUUACUUGCUCAUUCUGGAGGCACACUUCCCUUUUUAGCUGGUCGGAUUGAUUCUUGUGUGGCCCAUGAUCCUGUUAUUGCUCAAUCAUUACAACAUCCUCCCUCUUGGUACCUCAAGAAAUUAUACUAUGAUGCUGUGAUUUAUCACGAUACUGGGAUUCGUGCCACUGUUGACUUUGCUGAUCCUCAACAUGUUAUGUUUGGUACUGAUCAUCCGUUCUUCCCUCCCUUAGAUACUCAAGAUACAAACAUGAAGAAAGAUAAAAGAUGGCUCUCGGUCGACAGUAAUUUGGAUGCUUUAGAUCAAGCUGGUUUGGAUAAAGAAACAAAGAAUGGGAUUUUAGGUGCAAAUGCUAUACGUUUAUUGAAUCUUCAGUAGUUUAGUAUAAUGAAAUGUUUUUUUUUUUUUUUUUU